AUGCAGCAUUGUUACAACUUGUUCUGCAAACGUGGACACCGGCAGAGUGGACACCAUGGAGGAAUUACUGAAUAUCAUCCGGAGAACACAGCUGCAGCUCUGGUUGUGGAGAAGACCGCUGAGGAGAAGACCUUCAAGGGGGAUUUCAAAGAGUUUUAUGGGUCCGUGCGGAGAGGAGAUUGCUGGCUGGACCUUGAGGGUGUCAAACUAUUUUUACUGCCUCACUCUUCUUCUUUCUUCAGCCCAAUCAGAGUGUUAGGAAGCAGUAAAAUGUGCCCCCAAUCACCUCUCACUUGCUAUUACUCCUCGGAGGAGAUGAGCCGACAGGUUAGAGCCAACAAUGGACUGUUAUGUCAUUGGCCUUUAGUGGUCCAUACAAAGAGGUCUGUACAGAGCCCAGCACAUCUACAGCACAUCCACGGCACAGCCACGGCACACAGCCACGGCAUAUCCACGGCACAUCCACGGCACAGCCACGGCACAGCCACGGCACAGCCACGGCACAGCCACGGCAUAGCCACGGCACACAGCCACGGCAUAUCCACGGCACAGCCACGGCACACAGCGACGGCACAGCCACGCCCAGAGCAUUAUAACGCCUUCAAUGGUGACCUCCACUUAAGUGGUGCCCCUCACACCGAGCACCAGUGCCUGUGUCUCAGAGGCUGUGCCAUGAAGCGAGCAGAGCCAGCAAGUCGCGAACUGGGGACAACAAAGGCUCCAGAGAGAGCAACAGCCUGCCACAGCUCCGAGCAUGACAAAUGCCUCAGCCACUGUCACUGCUGCGGCCCCUGUUGCCUCAGCUUUUCUAGCAGGCGUGGGGCGGCGAGGGGCAGCGUGGGGAGGCUGGAGAGGGGGGGUCUGCCUGCAUUCAGGCCCAAGGAGCACAGCAGAAGGACGGUUAAUGGAAUGGAUGACUCUGCCACAUUCAAAGAGUGA
This is a messenger RNA of Knipowitschia caucasica, 939 nucleotides long. The record is from the annotation of a GenBank genome assembly. Lineage: Eukaryota; Metazoa; Chordata; Actinopteri; Gobiiformes; Gobiidae.